Molecule: messenger RNA, 1626 nt
Organism: Ananas comosus (pineapple)
Lineage: Eukaryota; Viridiplantae; Streptophyta; Magnoliopsida; Poales; Bromeliaceae
Product: LRR receptor-like serine/threonine-protein kinase GSO1
Exons: 1
Coding region: 1-1626 (541 amino acids)
Molecular function (GO): protein binding
Source: RefSeq, a predicted model, not a curated record
AUGGAAGGCUUUUUCCAUGCAGUAUUUUUUCUCAUCAUUCUACUAUAUGUGAUCUUCACCACCUGGUGCACCGCCACUGCCGCUGCCGGGAUCAAAGAAGCUGCAUCCGACCGCGCUGCUCUCCUCUCCUUCAAGUCCCUAGUCGAUGACGCUCCGUUCGGAGCGCUCUCCUCGUGGAACAACGGCUCUCUCCACUACUGCAGGUGGCGUGGUGUCUCCUGCAGCCGCCGCCAUCCCGACCGGGUCAUGGCCCUCAACCUCACAUCUCUCAGCCUAGCCGGUUUCGUAUCGCCCGCCGUAGCCAACCUCACAUUCCUCCGGACGAUGGACCUGUCCGACAACAAGCUAGGCGGGCACAUCCCGGAGGAGUUAGGAAGCCUACACCGGCUGCGAUAUCUCAACCUGAGUGUGAAUUCUCUUCGCAGAACGAUCCCGUCUUCGCUUGGCAAUUGCUCUAAUCUUCAACAACUCAUCUUGGCAGAUAAUAAGCUCAACGGUGAGAUCCCGCCAACUCUAUCGCGUCUUUCCGGUCUUAGAGAUCUUCUCCUGAAUCAAAACAUGUUACAAGGGACGAUCCCAUCCAAUCUAACAGAGUGUAAAGAGCUUCAGGUUGUCGAUCUAAGGAAUAACUUUCUCACAGAAGAAAUUCCACCAGAGCUUGGGUACAUCCAAAAGCUAACAUUGUUAGCACUCAGCUACAAUAAUCUUAAAGGAGCCAUCCCUGCUACUUUGGGCAAUCUUGCUCAGCUUCAAUGCCUUGAUCUAAAAUUCAAUAGCCUUUCUGGGUCCAUCCCGGAUUCACUUGGGAAUCGCUCUUCCCUAGUCUAUCUUUCUUUCGGCAAAAAUAACUUGUCAGGACCCAUCCCUCCAUCCUUCGGUAGCCUUCUCUCCUUGAACAUACUUGAAAUCCAAGUGAAUAGUCUCACAGGAACCAUUCCGCCGACUCUUACGAACCUGUCCUCUCUGAGCCAGCUUUUGCUACGAGAAAACAACCUUCAUGGUGAAAUUCUUCACUUUGCAGAACUUCCACUCCUCUUUUACCUGGACUGCUCUUCUAAUAAUCUCUCCGGGACGAUCCCAAUCUCGCUCGGACGACUUUCAUCUCUCGAAUAUCUCAAUCUCGGGAUGAACAACUUAACAGGGGAAAUACCGUCAUCCCUUUACAAUCUAUCAUCCCUGAAGAACUUAUAUCUCUUUGAUAACCAACUCGAGGGAACUCUACCCUCCAAUAUCGGAAAUGCUCUUCCAAACCUUCAAGUCCUUAGUAUGGGUAUUAAUCAGCUUGGGGGGCGAAUUCCAGCAUCAUUGUCCAAUGCUUCUGGGCUGAACGACCUUGAGCUAUCGGCCAAUGCAUUCCACGGCACGAUACCGCCAAGCCUUGGAGCCUUGCAGAGUCUUUUGUGGCUUGAACUGCCCGGCAAUCGACUCGAAGCCAGGAAACCUAGUGAUUGGAGCUUCAUUACAGUGCUGACCAACUGCACCAGUCUGCAAUUGUUGGAUCUUGCAUACAAUCUACUUCAAGGCAUGAUGCCCAAAUCAAUAGUCAAUCUUUCCACUAGUCUUAAUUUGUUGGCACUCAGUAACAACCAAUUAUACCAAUCGAGAUUGAGAAGUUCAUCAAUCUAA